AUGUCUCGUGCCCUCGCAUCCAGCCACACGCUUAUCGACGAUAAGCUUAUUCCUGCCACGGUCAUCUACUCACUUGAGCUGGGCUGCAUUCUUCACAUCACCAAGCGCAUUCUCCAGAACCACGACUCCUUGCUCAAAUCGUAUGCGGUUGACGCGGAAAACUUCAAAGACGUGUCGCCUUUGGUGGUGAUGCCGGGGUUGGUCGAUGCCCAUGUGCACUUGAAUGAGCCCGGCCGCACGGAAUGGGAAGGCUUCGCCACCGGAACACAGGCUGCUGCCGCCGGCGGUGUCACCACGGUGAUAGACAUGCCUUUGAAUGCCAUCCCCCCCACCACGACCAUAGAGAAUUUCAACUUGAAGAUCAACGCCGCAAAGGGCAAAACAUGGGUCGACGUUGGCUUCUGGGGCGGCAUGGUCCCGUCCAACCUCAGCGACUUGAAGCCCUUGAUCCGCAUGGGGGUCCGCGGGUUCAAAGGCUUCAUGAUCGACUCGGGUGUUGACGAGUUUCCGGCAAUCAACCCGCAGUACAUCAUGAAGGCCAUGAAGAAAGUGCAGGGCGAGCAGACCGUGUUGAUGUUCCACGCGGAGAUGCAGCCGCACAAGUCUCACCUGCUCCCUGUGCUCGUGGAGCAGCACGGGAACUCGAUUCCUAAAUUGGUGCGGAACGAGAGCCACGCCCACUUCUUGCUUGACGAGAAUACUAGCGGGGCGUCGGAGUCCGAAGAUAUCGAGUCGUGCCGCAGCGACAGCGACCACGACACCACCGAUGUCUCCUUCUCAAUCGACCAGUCGGACAACGGAAUCGCUCACAACGUCGAGGCCCUCGAUCUAGGCAUGUCGGCCUCGUUCAUCACCAGGGCCCCGAAGCCUGUGGUCAACUUGUUGAACAGACACAAAUCUUCAAGUGCAGAUUCCAAGGACCACGAGGCUCCGCCCAGAACCAACCGGUUCGUUGACGACGGGUCCUUGACUGAGCAACAGAUCAAGGCCUUGGCCAAGUCUCCGUACUUGCAAGCCUCGGAGCCCCAGUUCGGUAGGCUUGCGCGGUUGGCCAACCCAAAUCACGAAAGAGAGGCGAGCUUGGACAAGUUCCGGUCGCCGUUGGCGAAACCGUUGGAUUUCGACUCCGAGAAGUUCAUGGAGAACCUCGACGAGCCUUUGAAAAUGGCCCAGCAGGAGGAUACGGACUUGGCCGACGUCAACCCCACGUUCUACUCGUCCUUCUUGGCGUCGAGGCCAGACAGUUUCGAGACCACGGCCAUUGCGGAGAUCGUCAACUGCUCCAUGAAAAACCCGCUUGUUCCGCUCCACAUCGUGCACUUGGCGACCAACGAAGCCGUUCCCUUGAUAAAAGCCGCCAAGGCCCGCGGGUUGCCGAUAACUGCCGAGACCUGCUUCCAUUACUUGUCUCUCACAGCCGAGAAAAUAUCAAACUGCUCUACCCACUUCAAGUGUUGCCCACCUAUCCGGACCGAGGGGAACCGGCAGCUUCUAUGGAAGGCGCUCCGAAACAACGUCAUUUCAACAGUCGUCUCGGACCACUCGCCAUGCACGCCCGAUUUGAAGGGAUUGGAGAAGGGCGAUUUCUUUUCUGCCUGGGGAGGCAUCUCGUCGGUGGGAUUCGGCUUGCCCAUUCUUUUCACCGAGGGCCAGAAGUUGAGCCCUCCAGUAAGCAUCGCCGAGAUUUCGAAAUGGUGCUCAUGGAACACCGCCAAACAAGUCGGGCUUUCCCACAAGAAGGGAAAGAUUGCAGUCGGAUUCGACGCGGACUUGCUUGUCUUCGACCCUACAGCAAGCUAUGUGGUUUCCAAUGAGCAGGUUUUCUUCAAAAACAAGUUGACGGCGUAUGAUGGAAUGCAAUUCCAAGGACGAGUGGUCGAAACCUACGUCAGAGGGCACCCGGUGUUUUCAUUCCAGGUGGGACAUUCGGAGAUGGCCAAAGGGAAAUUAAUAUUGGAGCCCAGAUCUUGA
Messenger RNA from Metschnikowia bicuspidata var. bicuspidata NRRL YB-4993, 1971 nucleotides. It is a transcript of the gene DAL1, whose product is annotated as allantoinase. Gene Ontology annotation, biological process: purine nucleobase catabolic process. Gene Ontology annotation, molecular function: allantoinase activity. The transcript has a single exon. NCBI's taxonomy places the organism in Eukaryota, Fungi, Ascomycota, Pichiomycetes, Serinales, Metschnikowiaceae. The coding region runs from base 1 to 1971 and encodes 656 amino acids. Gene Ontology annotation, cellular component: cytoplasm. The record is from RefSeq and is a predicted model, not a curated record.